AUGUUGGAUCUUCAGCCUUUUACUAUAUUAUUCACCAUAUUACUAGUGAUAUUAUCGAAGCAAAUAGUCGGUGCCAUUGGUAAGAAAAAUAUUGAAAAGCUUGUAUGGAACAAGUAUUGCCUGUGGAAAACAUCUGGAACCACAAAGAACCCCGCCAGCUCAGAUGAUUCACCAAUUAUUAAACUAGCCAAACUUAAAUCAGAUUUGACCUCAAUCAAAGCUGAACGUAGCAAAGUCUCUGCUCAAGAUCAAUACGCCAAAUGGACCAAACUUAAUCGUCAGCAUGAUAAGUUGGAAGCAGAAAUCAAGGUCAUGAACGAGGCUAUUGUGCAGGAUGAACAGAGAAUCAGUAAGUACGUAGGUUAUAUAAUUACGAUAGCAACUACCAUACCAAUCUGGGUAUCCAGAGUUUGGUUUAGAAAAACUAUCCUCUUCUAUGUUCCACCAGGAGCUUUACCAUAUCCAGUGGAAUGGGUUCUUGCAUUACCAUUUGUUCCAACUGGUGGAAUAGGUCUUACUAUUUGGAUGUUUUCUUUGAAUUCCGUGAUCAGCCUGUUGAUAUCUACCAUUCAGUUCAUAUUUUUCGAUAAGAAGGUCAGUAAGCCAGUAGAAGAAAAGGAAAAUGGAAAAGUUGGAAAGGAGAGUAAAAAGAUCCAAUAA
Dujonia railenensis is the source of this 660-nucleotide messenger RNA. Lineage: Eukaryota; Fungi; Ascomycota; Pichiomycetes; Serinales; Debaryomycetaceae. The record is from the annotation of a GenBank genome assembly.